This is a messenger RNA of Cajanus cajan (pigeon pea), 2707 nucleotides long. Its product is annotated as subtilisin-like protease SBT1.5. NCBI's taxonomy places the organism in Eukaryota, Viridiplantae, Streptophyta, Magnoliopsida, Fabales, Fabaceae. Gene Ontology annotation, molecular function: serine-type endopeptidase activity. Gene Ontology annotation, biological process: proteolysis. The record is from RefSeq and is a predicted model, not a curated record.
UGUAAUUAAUUGUGAAGUGGACAAAGAAAGGUGAAGUGGAGAUGCAGUUUUGAAAGGGACUAGCAGCAUCACUGGUUUCACUUCACUCACUCAAUGGCUUCUUCUCCCUCGUACGCUUGCAUCAUCAUUCUGCUCUCCCUCUCCUUCUCCUUCUCCUUGGUGGUCACAGUCACAGUCACAGUCACAGCAAGAGAAAAGCAAACAUUCAUAGUGCAAGUCCAGCAAGAAGCGAAGCCAUCCAUCUUCCCAACGCACAGGCACUGGUACGAGUCUUCCCUGCCGGACAAGGCCUCCAUAAUCCACACCUACCAAACAGUCUUUCACGGAUUCUCAGCAACCCUCUCCCAUGCCGAGGCACAAAAGCUGCAAUCACUCUCCCACGUCAUAACCCUCAUACCCGAGCACCUGCGCCACCUCCACACCACGCGCUCCCCUCACUUCCUCGGCCUCAACACCGCCGACACCGCCGGCUUACUCAAGGAGACCGACUUCGGCUCCGAUCUCGUCAUCGGAGUCAUCGACACCGGCAUCUCCCCCGAGAGCCAGAGCUUCAACGACCGCGAUCUCGGCCUCCCUCCCCCCAACUGGAAGGGCCAGUGCGUCGCCGGAGAACACUUCCCUCCCACUUCAUGCAACCGCAAGCUCAUCGGAGCCCGCUACUUCUGCGCCGGCUACGAAGCCACCAACGGCAAAAUGAACAGCACCCUCGAGUAUCGCUCCCCCAGAGACUCCGACGGCCACGGCACCCACACCGCCUCCAUCGCCGCCGGAAGGUACGUCUUCCCGGCCUCCACCAUGGGCUACGCCAAAGGAAUGGCCGCCGGGAUGGCUCCCAAGGCUCGCCUCGCCGUCUACAAGGUCUGCUGGAACGCCGGCUGCUACGACUCCGACAUCCUGGCCGCAUUCGACGCCGCCGUGGCCGACGGUGUGGAUGUGAUCUCCCUCAGCGUGGGGGGCGUGGUGGUGCCCUACCACCUGGACGUGAUCGCCGUGGGGGCCUUCGGAGCCAGCGAGGCUGGCGUCUUCGUCUCGGCCUCCGCGGGGAACGGAGGCCCCGGCGGCCUGACGGUGACGAAUGUGGCACCCUGGAUGACGACGGUGGGUGCGGGAAGCAUAGACAGAGAUUUCCCGGCGGAUGUUAUGCUGGGGAACGGCAGGGUGAUUGGCGGCGUGAGUGUGUACGGUGGACCCGGUCUGACUCCGGGACGGCUCUACCCGCUGCUCUAUGCGGGUUCUGACGGUUACUCUUCCUCUCUCUGCUUGGAAGAUUCGUUGGAUCCCAAGUCCGUGAAAGGGAAGAUUGUGGUGUGCGAGAGAGGCGUUAAUUCAAGAGCCGAGAAAGGGCAAGUGGUGAAGAAGGGCGGAGGAGUUGGCAUGAUUUUGACCAACGGACCCUUCGACGGCGAGGGUUUGGUUGCCGACUGCCACGUCCUCCCCGCCACCUCGGUGGGCUCGGCCGCCGGUGACGAGAUUCGUCGAUACAUCUCUCUGGCCUCCCCACCCACGGCAACCAUAAUAUUCAAGGGCACUCGCGUUGGGAUGAUGCCAGCGCCCAAGGUGGCAUCCUUUUCCGGCAGAGGGCCUAAUCCCGAGUCAGCCGAGAUUCUUAAACCGGAUGUUAUAGCCCCUGGGUUGAACAUUCUUGGCGCAUGGCCUAACACAGUUGCACCUUCUGGGCUUGCUUCCGACUCGCGUAGGAGCGACUUCAACAUACUGUCGGGCACUUCCAUGGCAUGCCCUCACGUGUCUGGGCUGGGUGCAUUGCUGAAAGCGGCCCACCCGGAUUGGAGCCCUGCUGCAAUCAGAUCUGCGCUUGUGACUACUGCUUACAGUGUGGACAAGGAAGGAGGGCCUAUGGUGGAUGAGUCUACUGGGAAUGUUUCCUCAUUGUUUGACUAUGGGGCUGGGCAUGUUGACCCCCAGAAGGCCAUCCACCCUGGCCUCAUUUAUGACAUCUCCACCUACGAUUAUGUGGAUUUCCUCUGCAAUUCCAAUUACAGCACCCACAAUAUCCGAGUCAUCACCAGAAAGGUUGCUGAGUGCAGUGGCGCUAAGAGGGCUGGGCACGCUGGGAAUCUCAAUUACCCCUCUCUAUCCGCCGUCUUUCAGCAGUAUGGAAAGCACCUCAUGUCCACUCACUUCAUUAGAACCGUCACUAACGUUGGAGACCCCCACUCCGUCUAUAAAGUCACCAUUGUACCUCCUCCCCACACCGAGCUCACCGUGGAGCCAGACACGCUGUCCUUCAGGAGGUUGGGCCAGAAAUUGAACUUCCUCGUUAGCCUGCAAACCAUGCCGGUUAACCUUUCCCCCGGGAGUUCUACUGUCAGGACUGGUUCCAUAGUUUGGUCUGAUGCCAAACACACCGUCACCACUCCCUUGCUUCUCACCAUGCACCAACCUCUCUGAUUCAUUCUAAAUCACUUCUAUGAUAUCUUCUAUCUACGUCUAUCAACCAUUUCCCUUUCUUCUUAAAUGUAAAUAAACUCAAGCUAUAUCCUAUAUCCUUCUUUCAUGUCUCUAGAAAUUGUAGAAAGAUUCCAUCCACCUUUUCUUUAAUGUUUUCCCUGUCUUCCUACUUCACUUUGCUUGGUCAAAGAUUUCCUACAUGUGCACACACACUAAUCUUUUAUCUUAUGCAUAUCAAUCUUUGUAGGCCAAACAAUUUCACCCUCUCAUAAUGACAAACAAGACAAAUUCCCAUUCA